AUUGAGAGUGAGGCCUAGAACUCUUAUAUUAUUAUUUUUUUUGUUCUCCACCAAUCAAAAAUCAGUAUUUUAACACACCUACUGCAGACGUGGUCGAUAACCUUAAACAUUGUUCAAGCUUUUUUCUGGAUAAAAUGUUUAGUAAAGUACAGAGACAGGUUUACGCUUUUGGGAAUGCUUGUCAGAAGUUAACAGGUCUGCAACAGAAUGUUCGUGGUGUUAUAACCCAAACAGCAAAGUCCCAGACAGUGUUUGAUAAAGAGGCAAAAUAUGGAGCCCACAACUACCACCCCUUGCCUGUGGCAAUCAAUAGAGGAGAAGGAGUAUUUAUGUGGGACGUUGAUGGGAAUCGCUAUUACGAUUUUCUCAGUGCCUACAGUGCAGUAAAUCAGGGUCACUCGCACCCAAAGAUCAUCAAAGCCCUGACCGAUCAAGCAUCUACUUUAGCCUUGACCUCCAGAGCAUUCUACAAUGACGUGCUUGGAGAAUAUGAAGAAUAUGUCACCAAACUGUUUGGCUAUGAUAAGGUGCUUCCUAUGAACACAGGUGUGGAAGGUGGAGAAACAGCUAAUAAACUGGCUAGAAAAUGGGCUUAUAAUGUUAAGAAAGUCCCAAAAGACCAAGCCAAAAUUGUUUUCGCAGAAGGGAACUUCUGGGGUAGAACACUGGCUGCUAUUUCCAGUUCUACAGAUCCUUCUAGCUACGAUGGAUAUGGCCCGUAUUUGCCUGGUUACACAAUUGUGCCAUACAAUGACCUUGAAGCUCUAGAGAAAGAGCUGCAGGAUCCUAACUGCUGUGCUUUCAUGGUGGAGCCCAUCCAGGGAGAGGCUGGGGUUGUAGUCCCGCAGGAGGGGUACCUAAGAAAAGUCAGGGAAUUAUGUACCAAGUACAAUGUGCUGUGGAUUGCUGAUGAGGUGCAGACCGGACUGUGCAGAACAGGGAAGAUGUUGGCUGUUGACCAUGAAAAUGUUAAGCCCGACAUACUUAUUCUGGGGAAAGCUUUGUCUGGAGGCAUUUAUCCAGUGUCUGCUGUCUUGGCCGAUGAUGAGGUGAUGCUUACCAUUAAACCAGGAGAACAUGGAUCUACAUACGGAGGUAACCCACUAGGAUGUAGGGUAGCCAUUGCAGCAUUACAGGUCUUGUUGGAUGAGAAACUUGCUGACAAUGCAGAGAAGUUAGGAGUAAUUUUGAGAAACGAACUAUCUAAACUGCCAAAGGAGAAAGUGAAAUUAGUCAGAGGCAAAGGCUUGUUAAAUGCCAUUGUCAUUAACGACAAAUAUGAUGCCUGGGACGUAUGUGUCAAGCUGAGGGACAAUGGACUACUGGCCAAGCCCACACAUGGUGACAUCAUCAGAUUUGCCCCACCCCUAGUUAUCUCCGAGCAAGAGUUAAAUGAGUGCAUUUCCAUCAUCAAGAGCACCAUUGAAAGCCUUUGAAGAUGUUGGCGUAUUCCUCUGCGUUUCAUAGCAAGGAGAGACGUUAGAUACUAUCCAUGUUGAUUAAUGGUGGAAAUUAAUAUCAAAGCAUGUGAUCAAAACUUUUGGGAGAAAGUAUCUAAUUUAGAUAAAAUUUCAAAAAAUUAAUUCCUCAUUGAAAAGUUUCUUUUCAUAUCUCAGAACUUUUUCCAAAAACAAAAAACAAGAUGUCUCAUUGAAAGUUUACUUUCUUAUCUCAGAAUAUUUUUUGAAAAAUGAUAUUCUCAUUGAAAAGGAACUUUUCAAAUCUCAGAAUAUUUUUCAAAAAUUAUAAUCUCAUUGAGAAGUUUUCUUUCACGUCUCAAAGUAUUUUUUUUUUCAGUGUUCUAGUGCCAUAACUAUAGUGGGUUUUUUUUCUUCUUCAAAGUGAGGGCAUUGUAUUAUCUUGAUGUUGGAGUUGGAAACGUUUAAUUUUUUUCUUCUUGAUAUUACUCCUUCUGUGAAGGAAACUUUGAAAUGCAAAAACUGAAACAGUGUGAUAGAGGUUUGAAAUCUCAAAUGAUUCGCUUUAUUUUUUUUUUUUAACUAAUCCAAAUUAGUGUAGUUAUGUUUUGAGUUUAUAAAAUUAAAGAUCUGAGUGUUGUGUUCAAUGCAUGUUACUCUGAAAGGGUAUUUCAUAUUUGAUGUACCAACUUUUAUGUUUUAUGAAGUUGUAGAAAAAUCUUCUUUUGUCAUGAAGUUGCAGAUGUGGAAUGGUAUUCAGCAUUUGAUUAAAUCACGGUUACAGUGUA
Molecule: messenger RNA, 2206 nt
Organism: Ostrea edulis (European flat oyster)
Lineage: Eukaryota; Metazoa; Mollusca; Bivalvia; Ostreida; Ostreidae
Product: ornithine aminotransferase, mitochondrial-like
Exons: 9
Coding region: 135-1436 (433 amino acids)
Cellular component (GO): cytoplasm
Molecular function (GO): L-ornithine transaminase activity; pyridoxal phosphate binding; identical protein binding
Source: RefSeq, a predicted model, not a curated record